GUGUCACCCAUUUCUGCUUUCGGUAUAAAUUUUACUUCGGCAGUUGAUAAAAAUGGGAAUGUGUUACGAAUUAUAUUGUUUUGAUAUUACAAAGUGAUAAGAAGAGGCACGUGUGCGUGACAAUGUCAGUUAAGACACUAUAAAAAAGCCUGUGCUAGAGAAGAUUCAGUAACUCCUCUGGUGUGUAUUGAGAGGUUGUGUGAGGAAGUACACUGCAGGAAUUUUCAGUGAAAUAUACUUAAUUUCGGUGCAUUUUGGAUUAGCAGCCUGAUCCUCCACGUGUUUGAAGUGUGUGUAAGGAGUUUAUGAGAGCGGGCGUGUUGUCCCUCCCUGGUGAUACCUGAGCAGUGCAAUAGAGGCACGGCCCAGUGUGUAGUGCAGUGCAGUGUGUUGUGCUUCUCCGCCUUACCCGCGUCAGUGAUGGGGUGGGCGGCGUGACUGGUGGGUGGCAGGUGUCGCGACCGGUGCCAUGGGCGGCAGGUAGCACCGCGGCGCGGGUGUGUCGCGGGAGUGGGCGGCCGUAAUGGCCCCCGCCCUUACUGAAGCGUCCGACCCGCAGACGUUCCACGUUGCUGCUCACCAUCACCAUUCAUCAGGGCGCCCCGGGGAAACUCCGGCCGGCCGCAGCAGCUCUCCGCCCACUGCCCACCUCCCGCUGCAAUAUGGUGGGCUGAAGGAGCCGCACGCCUGUACCGACGCCCAUUUGGCCGCCGCCCUUGCAAACGGUCCACGCCGCGCCCCCCGCCUCCUGCCGCCCUCACCCACAAGCGCGGGUGGGUUGGCGUGUGGGCGGGAGGGUUGUGACCCUCCCCCGCGCCCCCACGCCGCCCAUACUACCAUGGACCCCCCGCAGGGCCUACCGCCCCUUGCUGAAGUCAACGAUAACCCUCCAUGUUCGCGUGAAGCUACGACCAUGGGUCAGGACACUGCCCCAUCCCACGAUGUUCAUGAUAAUACGGUGCCCCACAGAUCGCCAAGACCGCCACCCCAGGAUGGUGAUAUCCUCGCCCUCAUCGGCCGGGAUUUUGCCAACAUGAACGAGAUCAUUGAUACUCUGACCCGCCUGGCAGACAACCCAGAGGUGUUGGCGGCAGUAGACACCGCCGCCCUUACCCUCCCAGGGGAUGCCAACCGUGCCCCCCAUCAGUCGCUGGAAGGAGAGGCCCCAGUGCAUCAUGUACCCAAGGAAGAGCGGGCGCGGCUCUUAGUAGAGGAACUUGGUCGUCGUCAGUGGCAGAUAGAGAGGCGUCAGGCACGCCUACAGCGACGCCUUCGCCGAGUGACGGCCCGUGGUUUGGGCGCCUCGGUGUCGGGUCAGUUAAGAGAGUUGCUGACCCACGCCCACGUUUCUCUAGCCCAACAACGGGAACUGACGACGCUCGCCGAGGAAGGACCCACACCACCCACUCCCCCAGAAGUGGGUGUAGAGUCACUACGAGCGGACGCCAUGCGCACCAUGUCUACCUCGGCACUAGUGAACUUAGUGCGGCGUGUGGAAGCCUCGCAGGGCCUUGCCAGACUAGCUGCAGUCUCGCACCGCCCAUCUCGUAGCCUGCCGCCCACUCCUGCACCCACCCUGCCCGAGCACACACGUGCUGAGGUGGCUGCAGUGGCGGCGGAGGUGCAAGCCGCCGCCCACGCCCAUACUCAUCAUGAUUCCGACGCAACCGAGACGUCUUCGGGUGGGGAAUCCUGCGAUGAGGUUGAAGGAUACAACGACUCGCACACCAGCUACGCACCAGUGCAGGAUCGUGCAUUUUACCGGUACUGUAAGGCGCGAGCAUGGGUAGCAUCCAGGUGGACUUGGCUGCAGGCGCAGGUAGCAGACCUCGAAUACAGAAUCUUACAACAACAUAAAAUAUACGGGCAUGUGCGCAACACAAAAGGUGCAGUCCAGUUAGAAGAGGGGAGCCGGUGGAGAGGGAUGACGAUGCGUGAUCCGGCCCAUUUAGAUGUCCACGACCCUGCCCUAACGUGCCUGGCUGCCCCCACCACUCGUACUGCUGUAAAUGGUUACCAUAGUCGUAUUGAGGAUGGUGUGGGCGGCAGUGUAUCUGAUGCAUCUUUUGUGUCGGCUCGUACCCAAGGUCUUCGAACUAUUAAAAGAAGACGUCUAGUGAGGGCAGGAGCUGGUCUCUGUGCCGGACUUAGACGAGGGGGCGGGGGAGGGCGUAUUCCUGCUGUGCAGUGUAAAUGUGUUCCGCCUCUUACAUGUGUGCUAUGCACACGACUUCAAGGCUUAGUUCCCCCUGCAGCCCCUCCAGAUCCACACACACAACCAGCAAGUGAACGUCAUGCCCGAGUUGACCCAACUUACCAUCCAGUGCUCUCGCAACCUACUGAUGUGUCACUGUCAGAAAGAUUUGAUGCUAUGUUAAAAACAACAGAUUGGCAGCGGCAAAUUCUGACAGCAAAAACGAUUCAACCUGUUCCUGUAGCAAGAAGUAAUAGAGAAACCUCACAUGUUGAUAAGAAAAAGAAGAAGGAUAAGGAUCGCAAAAAAGAUUAUAAAAAACAUAAAAAGGAAGGGAAAGGAAGAAUUACUUUAAAACUUAAGAAGUCAUUAUUAACGGGAGAAUUAGUAAGAGAUGGAGAAUUCAAAAGAAAAAGAAUGUCGGCUCAGGAGGCUUUAUUGACGAUGAAGAGAGCACGGGUUGAGGAUGAUGACGAUGCCAGCUCGGUGUACGGGAGUAGCCUCCACUCUUCCCCUUCAGCCAGUCCAGCACCCAUUGACCGCUCGGCCCAUAAAAGACACUCUUCGAGCUCCAACCAGAAAAAUAAACAGAUGACAAGUUCGAAUUCUUACGACAUCGAUAACAUAGUGAUUCCAUACAGCAUGGCAGCGUCAACUCGUGUAGAGAAACUGGAGUACAAGGAGAUCCCCACUCCCAAGUGGAGAAUAGUUCCGUUAGUCCCUAAUAAUGUGCUUAGUGGAACAAGUGGUACUAGUCAGGAAGAGGAGGAUGAAGACAUCAGUGAAGAAGCGACAACCGCUCGACACAAUCGUAGUGAAGAGUUGGAACGUAAAAAAUUCCUUCAAUACCUCCACAUGCAUGUAACGUCUAGGUCUUCCCGCUCGCGACGAACAGACUCCUCAGGAACCAACACACCCGAUCAUCCAUUGUCACCAAGACCUCCUGAUCCAACGUGUGACACAAUCUCACCUUUGGCCACACCCCCGGCCACACCUCUAGCUCCCUCAGAGGACUCCAAUCAGUCAUCAUCUCUCCCAAACAUUUCUAGUAUAUCUAAUUCUUCCAAUUAUCCUGUUUCAAACAUACCUAGUUCAAGCUUUACUUCUAUAACACAGUCUGGGUUGGUUAAUAGUUCAUCUCAACUAUCUCUCUUUCCAACCACUUCUCAGACGUUGUCAACUCAGCUCUUUAUCCAUAACCCUCAACUUGGAAGUUCUGUGUACAACCAAAUAUCAACUUCAGCCACUUUAUCCACUACUUCCUUAUCUACAUCUUCUGCCUCAACACUAUCGUCACUUCUUCCUGGGAGCCGACGUAACCGCACCCUCAGCAAUAGCAGUAGCAACAACAACAUUAUUACUAACAACAAUACCAAUAACAAUACAAAUAACAAUACCAACAACAACAACAUCAGCAGCAACAGAGCCCGUGGUUUCCUCACCACAGAAGAAAUCUUAUCAGAAAGGUUGGAGGGUGUGGUGCCGUAUGAGCAACGUGUCUUCCCAUUAAACGAUACAGAAUUUAUGAUGAUGACGAAGGAGACGGAUGACUGUGAUAUUGGCCCCUCAAGCCCACCCUUAGAUUCCUCCACCCAUGAACCCAACAGUGUUGAAGAGAGUGGUCGGAGUUCCCCUAUGAGUGAAGUAACUGAUUCAGCACCAGAGGAUGAUGGAAGAUAUGAUGAUAUGGCUGCACCUAAGUGGACCAUCUCCGGGCUUAAGGAUGCUACUGGCCAGUGUGUGUUACAAAUACACCGCAACUGACGGUGGCAAACCUCGGAUAAAUCAGACUCGAGAAAUUAAGUUUUAAAGAUGUACAAAAUUUAAUAUUUGGCUAAAUUUGGUUGAAAAGCCUGUAACCAAAGAUUUGGGAGCGGCUUUACAGAUGUUAUAUUGGAUAUUGAUUAAACCAGAUGAUGAAUAAUUCAAGAAGUGUUUUAGCUUCAGGCCCCAACCAAAAAAUCUACAUAAUUACUGGGCUCUAAUAUUCGAUAUGGCAAUAGAGAUAAUUUGGUAAGCUUGUAACAGCUUUCAUAUAUGUAUAGUUUUAAUAAAUUAUACUGGUUUAAUUCUGGCCUUUAUUAGGCUAAAUAAAAUCUAGUGCGGCAAUUUAAUUGAAACAAAAUUAUCAUUAGGUUGAUUAAUCAUGUAACGGGUGUCAAGGGCUUCUCAAGGAGCCGAGAAGACAAAUUCCUCUCAUUAUUGAGGGGCAGUUAUCAUUCUGUUUUCAAUGAAAGCUUUGUUAUUUAGUUUCUUAGUAACAAGGAUUUAUACCAAAAAAACUUGGUAACAAUGACUAAGUCAUGUUUAUAAUGCAUAUGUGGUACAGAUUUCUUGAAUUUAUUUAAUUACUGUAUAAUAGCAUAUCAGUGCUCUUGUGUGACUGAGGGCAAAGAGAUUGAUGAGCAACAAGUAAGAGUCGAGUCUUGCUCAGACAAGGAGGACGAUAUUUUAGAUACCAUGGAUUGCAGAACUGGAAACCACAGCUUGUACAAGUAGGUGACCAUUUUAUCAAGUGUUAUACAGUAGCAGUAGCAUGUAGUAGAAGAGAGUAGCAUAUUAUGUUUAUACUGAUAGGAGUAAGUUAGCUAGUGUAGGUUAUCGGGGUGUAACUGAUGUGAAUGGUAGAGAAGCUUGACAAUGAAUGUAGUGUAGAGAUGGCAGAUAGGAAUGGUAGCUUUUAAGACUACACUUUGACACAAAUAUUUUAUAAUUGGAACUGCUGAUAACUGUAAGAAAUUUGUAGACAACAGCAAAAACGUCAUAAUGUUGCAGAAUGCAUGUAUAGAGUACAUCCUCUCUGUUGAUGAACUUGAGUUAUGGACAUAUUGGUCUUACAGAGGUUUAGUGUACAUGUGACGAAGAGAAUGACAAACGUGAGAGCGAAGAGUGCCGUAGGGAUUGUUAAGUACUGUACAUGUGAGAUACUAUUUAGACACUAUAUUUGUUAAUGAUGCCAAAGUGUUCAUAAUGUUUAAACAAAUCUUUUGUUUACUAGUUAAUUUCUUGUACAGCCUACAACCACAUAUUCAAAUCAUUUAGUUAUAUUAAAUUAUAUGUAUAAAUUUAAUCAUAAAGGAGGACCCAUAUUAUGUCAUAAGACUACCUAGCUGGGGUUUGUGGAAACUGCAAGAACUUGAUGGGGAUGGUAUUUGCAGGAUAGUAGCAGCAGUCGGUGCCAGUUGCUUGUAAUUGUGUGGGUUGGCUUGAAUUUAAUUGAUAGCUGCCAGUGUUAGCAGUAUGUUCUAGUAUUGUGUACACCAAAAAAAAAUUUAAUCAAUGCACUAUGGGUCAUUUCUAAAGAUAGGCCACGGUUAUCAUGGACCCAAUGCUUAAUUCAUUGCUAGAAUUGGGAUAUAAGAAACUGGACGUCUAAGCAAAUUAUUUGCUUAAUUGCCCAUUCUUACAUAUAUCUUGAUAUUUAGAAUUUUAUGGAAAAGGAAUGAUUGUGUAUCCUUGAUCUGUAUCCAUUGCUCAUUAGGUAUUGCAGCAGUUAAUAGAGCUCCAGAAAGACAGAGGACCACCUGUUUGUAGAAGAAUAUGGCCUGGAGUAAAACUCCUCAGGUCCUCUUUCUAAUGUGCUGUGCUUCACACCUAUGAUGGUUACACAGCUAAAUAUACGCUUACGUAAUUGUGUCAUGGACUCUCCUAAUUGACCAUUGUACUUCUUUUCACUUUUUCACAAAGAAAGUGACAAGUGUUCAACUUUCAUCAAUGUUUCUCUUAUCUUGCUUUCCUUGAUGUAUAUCAUCUCUGUACCAAUUUUUGUUUUAGUCUAGAGGACUAAUAAGAUUUCUUAUUGUUUGCUCUGUUAAAAAAAAAAAAUGUUGCUCCUUUGGAGCCUUGUAAUAAAGUAUUUGUAAAAUAUCAAUAGUGAUUGACAUAUUUGUACCUUGUCACCAUUGCCCAUCUGAGUUGGACUCAACAUUUAUUUGGUUUUAUAAAUUAAAGACUCCUCUCUCUCAUUAUGAAGACAAAUAUUACUUUUAUUUGUUCAUAAUUGCAGUCCUUAAGAUAAGAUGGGUACAAUGGCAUUUUUGUAAAUAGUGUAUAGAAUCCAAUUUGAAUGCAAGUAUUUAUAUCAUUCAAUGUUUCAUUGAAUUUAAUACUUGUUGCCUGAUUGAAAAGCACUGUCCUAAGUCAUUCUAAAGAAAAGAAAAAAUACAAACUGACCA
This is a messenger RNA of Procambarus clarkii (red swamp crayfish), 6369 nucleotides long. RefSeq names its product KAT8 regulatory NSL complex subunit 1. NCBI's taxonomy places the organism in Eukaryota, Metazoa, Arthropoda, Malacostraca, Decapoda, Cambaridae. Gene Ontology annotation, molecular function: histone acetyltransferase binding. The record is from RefSeq and is a predicted model, not a curated record. Gene Ontology annotation, cellular component: NSL complex.